Molecule: messenger RNA, 963 nt
Organism: Linderina pennispora
Lineage: Eukaryota; Fungi; Kickxellomycota; Kickxellomycetes; Kickxellales; Kickxellaceae
Exons: 3
Coding region: 1-963 (320 amino acids)
Source: RefSeq, a predicted model, not a curated record
AUGACAACAGUGAAGGACCAGCCUGCCGGGACUCUGCUGGGCAAGCGCCUGAUAGUGCUUGCCGUGUGCAUCUAUAUGACGCGCGCAAUCCUCGGUGUCGUAAAGUGCAUGCUGGAUAUUGCGCUGAUAUCGUCGGUGGUGCUCAUAAUGGCUGCAUUUUACAGUGCCACGGGGAACCUCGACAGCAAAGGAGUGCCAGCAACGGCGCUAGCCAAGCUCGAGGCCCUGGUCGACCCGAUGUUCGCCCAGGCGGCCGAUCGUCUGCCGGCGUUGUCAGGACCGCUCCAGUCCAUUGCCGGUUAUAUUUACGCAAGCCCAGACGCGUCCUCAGGCCAAGAGCCAUUUGACUGUGGGGAGUGCGCGCAGGCUGCACUAAGACAUCAGCGCCUGUUGGACUGUGGCCGUGUUAUCGGUCGGGCGAUUCUGUGUGACGCUCAAGAGGGCUGCGGGUUCUUUGACAACACAGGCGUGUGCGUUCCUGGCAGCUGGCUGAACCCCUCGCAGAACCACACGGCUUCUGGCGACCUCUGGCGGUACUACCACGGCCAGUGCUACAUCAGCACACGCGUCGAAUUUGUACUCUUGCCAGCCAUCCUCGGCACCCUGAUUCUGGCGGCUGCCAUCGUCUCCAUCUGGCGGUACUUCACUCUCAAGACCUUUGCGCACGGCUGCGACAACCACGGGUACCUGGAGGCCUGCACAGAGAGCGACCGCGAGUGCCAGCACCACAGCGACGAGCACACCCCGCUGCUGAUUGACAACGACCCGGGGUCGCGAGCCAGCGGGAAGCGGCUGUCGAACAAGUCGUCGAUGCUGAGUCCGGAUCCAAUCGAGACAGCAAGAGCGACGCAGCAGGCGUGGGCCGAUCGGACACCCGGCAACGCAUCGUUCGAGGAGCAGUACGGGUCGUGGGCCCAGCGCAGUGGCCAUAUGGUCCAGCCCCCGCCGGGCCCUGGCAACUGA